ACUCCAACUUUAAAACACUCAUAAGGAAGUUAAAUAUGGGAAACCUUUAAAGGGACUUACGUUCCGAUGGUGACCCGGACCCCUUUGGCGUUUUAUUUAUUAAGUCCGUCUGGUCGCCUUUUUAAUGGAAACGUGUGGCAGGAGACGCGCGCACCGUGUGGUGUUCGCGGUUUUGCUGUUUGCACUAAAUACUGUGAUUGCUGAAACUUUCUCUCCAUAUACGGACUCCGAUAGCCCGUUGAGUAGCGAAACUUUUUCUGCGCGAACAACUGGUUUAAAACACACGACCUCUUGGCCGGAGAGAGAGGCCACUGCCACAGCUGUGGAUCUAUCGAGCGCGACCGGACAGGGGGGCAUUCCCGCCAGUGUGUCGAUAACUGAAACGCAAACUGGACACUCAGGAAAAAUCUCACGCAUCUCAGCAAAUUCUGCGGACUGGACAACUCAAAAAAACUUGGAUGAGUCCACUAUACUGCUGAGAUCCAACAAAGAGCUUACUCAAAAUAGCACAGCCCAAUGGGAGGGUCCAUCAAUAGUAUCCCACAGCAUCAGUUCUUACCCAACCCUCUCAGACAAACAACAGCCUGGGACAGAUGAGUCCACUGAACAGCUGCAAUCCAAAGAACUUACCCAUAAUGCUACUUUCCAAUGGGAGGGUUCAUCAGUUGCAUCCCAUGUCACUAGUUCUUACCAGGCCCUCUCAGAUAAACCCCAGCCUAUGACUGAGUCCCGGACAGUGCAAGACAUUCCUGUAACAGACCUGAGAGAACGUUAUGUGGACACAGUCAGCACUGAUUUGGUCUCUCGCACUGAUAGCACCUACAUCUCUACAACCAGCCGUGUUGGAGAACGCAUCCUGCUCUCUGUGUCCUCAAACAGCACCUCUCCAUACACAGAGAUCUCCAAUGCCUCAGAGGCUGUGUCUCAAACUUUUAACUGGAAAGAGAGGGUAUCAGAGGCCACCCAGGGCAGGGAGCAAACAGAAACUGUAGAAGGUGCAUCUACAGCACCUGAGCAGACUGAGCCCACAUUUGAAGAUCAUAAUCCCACUAAUGCAACUCAGGGCCAGUAUUUAGAGACUGAGGGGUUACUGGUGUCUCAAGGCACGGAGUCACAGAUGGGACAGCCUAGUGUCACAGAACAGAACUUAACAGAGCACCCAAAUUCAACACCCCUUCUCACAGUGAUUAACACUGGGGAGAUGGAUGUCACAUCGGUGAACGGUGGGACGUCUUACACCGAAAGCGAUGACUCUGUGUCCUCAAUUGCUCCUUUUACCCCUGGUGAACACAAUGCCACCAGCACAUCCCUGCAGAACGGUGAGACCACAGUGACUGAUUCUAUGGGCACUGGAGCUUCCACGAAGUUCUCCAACGGAAUGGUCUCCUCCAGUGGCCAUGAGGAACCCAAAGAAACUCCAACCCAUAUGAUGGACGAGACAACCGUUCAGGGCCUGACCACUGCACUCCCAGUGCUUGAGGAUGUAUCCACCACAAUUGAUGACUCGUAUUCCAGGUUUAUUGCUGGACAGCCUCCCUUUUUCCCCGAAACCGAUGAUCCGACCAACACAGAAGUGCUGCCAACAUCUGCCGGGCCAGCAACUCAGAGGCCACAGCUUACAGAGGAAGCAACUGAUGUGCCAUCUACCGAUUACAGUUCUACCAACACCAUGACCACUACGACUGCUCUCAUCACCACCCGUCUGAUCCAGCCCAGCACCACCCCACAAACCCAAACAGAGCAGACUACCCUUGUUACCACUGGUAUCGUGCAGGUGCUCCAGACAACAACCUCCACAGCCCAGCGCCUGCCUACCUCACCUACUGGAGGACCACAGGCACCCAUUACAUCUAAUUCUGCUGACGUCACAACCUUGCACUUAGAAACCAGCACGGCCACGCCAGGGAACACCACUGCACAUGGCAGACAUGCAACAACGCCCUACAGCAAGAGCACCCCAGCCAGCAGCACUGUGGUAAUAACCACCAGGAAUCACACAGACAGAAGUACCACAGAGAUGGGAAUGAUGACCACACAGAUGCCUUCAAGGUCAACCCCAUCACCAGAUCAUGUAUGUGGGCCUAAUACCUGUGCCAAUGGAGGCCACUGUGAUAGAACAGCAGAGGGAAAUUACCGCUGUCAGUGUCUGUCUUCAUGGACAGGCCCCUCCUGCACUGAAGAUGUGGAUGAGUGUAUGAAUAAUCCGUGCCCACAGGGUUCAGUGUGUGUCAACACAGGUGGCUCUUUCAGCUGUGAAUGUUCCCUGGGCUUUGACCUAGAGGAUGGCCGCAGCUGUGCGCAAGUGAAGACAUAUUUGGGCACCUUCACCGUAAACAACUCUAUGCACCUCAAGAGUUCAGGUCUGCAUGAGCUCCACAAAGAGAUCCUACAGCUGCUCAGUGCCUCUCUAUCAAUUUUUCAUGGUUACAGACGCACAACUAUGGGUAAAAGAGAUGGAGAAGGUGUUCGGAUUUCAGUGGUGAACAUGUUUUCACUCUCUGCCAAUGUGACCAGCACUGAUGUCAAUAACAGCAUCCAGAUGUCCCUGAGCAACUGCAGUCGGACGUACUCACACUGCACCAUUAAGCUUCAGCACCAGCUCUCCUAUCACGUGGAGAGCCUGUGCUUGGCCCAGAAGACCAAGUGUGAUUUACAGUACUCUGUGUGCAUGGAUGCUACCGGGACCCCAUACUGCCAGUGCCACCCAGGGUACUUUAAAAAUAAUCCAGGGGACAUGACCUGCAGAGACUGUGGAGAUGGAUUCAAGCUUGUUAAUGGCAAAUGUGUUGAGUGCAUGUUUGGAUUUGGAGGUUUCAACUGCAACAAUUUCUAUAAGCUGAUAGCUGUGGUGGUCUCUCCAGCUGCGGGAGCUCUGCUGUUGAUUGUCAUCAUUGCUCUUAUAGUCACCUGCUGCAAAAAGGACAAAAAUGACAUCAACAAAAUCAUCUUCAAAAGUGGAGACCUUCAGAUGUCGCCCUAUGCAGAGUUUCCGAAGAGUAACCGUGUGUCCAUGGAGUGGGGCAGAGAGACCAUCGAGAUGCAGGAGAAUGGCAGCACCAAAAAUCUCCUGCAAAUGACAGACAUCUAUUACUCACCUGCAUUGAGAAACUCCGACCUGGAGCGCAAUGGGCUGUAUCCCUUCUCUGGCCUCCCCGGUUCAAGGCAUUCCUGCAUUUACCCAGCUCAGUGGAACCCUUCCUUCAUAAGUGAUGAUUCACGUCGAAGGGACUACUUCUGAUGGUCUUAUCCAGCAGGCCUGUAAUAAGCUCUCUCUGCGUGGUUGGACCCGAGCUGGAUACUGACCACUAAAGGCAUCUGAAUGUGAAAAUGAGCUGGCAGAAAAAGACAAUUAUCUGUGGGACUGGAAGAAAGCCACAGAGCUCUGUCGGGUCAGUUUUGCAUUUUCCAUGCCAUGCCUCAAUGAAACUUCAGAGCUGAGGAGUACAACAUGAAACGGUGAGAUUUCAUUGAUCUGUUCUUUUUAGCUCCCAGCUGAGUGAUUAUUCUUCAGUGGAAGUCUGUGAAUUUAGUCUAGAUUGAUGGAGAAUAACACAUGAGAUGCCUGAUCUACAGUAUAACUUUUACAUUAUAAAAGUUUGCACUAUAAACUCCUCACACAGAUCUUAUCUCAAACAGCAUAAGCCAUAAAUGUAUCAUAUUUAUACUUUGGAUACUGUGUUAAGUUUUGGAGUGUGUAAGGGGUAUCUGGAUGUCCAUUUGAGUACACUACCAGUGAAAAAUUUGGGCACACUCAUUCUUUAUAAUUACGAUUUCCCAUAAUAUAGAACAAUAGUAAUGUCAUCGAGACCAUGAAAUAACAUACAUGGAAGUAUGUGUGAAGUAUAGUUGUGCUUCUGCAAUGUAGCUGCCCAUUGCCUAGAUUACAGUUCUGCACACUUUGAGCAUUCUCUCAACCAACUUCAUUAUUUAUCCACCAGGGAUACUUUUUAAACAGUGUUGGCCCAUGUAUGAGGUGCACUUUUUAGCAUUCCAAAAUAAAUCCAUACUGUAGGUAGGCACUAUUCAUUUUUGUCUGCAAAACAAAGCUUGAUCAAGAGAAACAUUUCAGUCAAGUGUGUCCAAACUUUUGACUGGUUGUGUAUUUUCAUCAUGAAUGAAUGCUUUGGAGUGGGGUAGUUUUAACAGAAGAUAAGUGAAACAUUUGCUGGAGAUUUAAACCUAUGUAAAAGAUUGUGAAACGCAAUAUUAAUGGGAGCAGUGUUUAUGAGAAAUGUGUCACGUUUAAAUGUGUUUUUGUUCAUGUUUUGUUUUCAUGCCUUUUAUUUUGAAAUUAGUCAUGCUUCCUGUUCCUGUUUCAUGUCAUGUGGUUUCCUUGUCAGGUUUAUUAGUCCUGUCUUUUCAUUGAUUUAUGUUUAUGUGUCUUGUUAUCGUAUUAUCAGUUCUGUUUUAUUAUUGGUUCCUGUUUAUUACUCUUGUUAUCAUGUUCAUUAGUUUAGUCAUUGGUUGUCUAUGUCAUGUGGUUAUCCAUGUAUCUGAGCCCUCAUGUUUGCCAUUGUCUUUUGUCAAGUAUUGUGUUGGUUCACGUUUUUGGAUACCAGCACUUUGUAAAUAAAACUGCACUUUGGUUCUCACAUCGUCGUCCUCGUCCAUUCAGCUGUCCUGCCUGCUCUGUAACAUUACAGAGCAGGCAGGACAGGCUGAACACAGGAACGGAGGAGGAGGAUGAUGACGACGAUGAUGAUGAUGUGAGAACCCAAGUGCAGUUUUACUUACAAAGUGCUGGUAUCCAAAAACAUGAAUCCAAAGUGAAAACAAACAUAAAUUACUUGACUAACAGUAUGAAAACUGACACAACGUUACACCAACACAAUACUUGACAAAAGACAAUGGCAAA
Messenger RNA from Myxocyprinus asiaticus (Chinese sucker), 4855 nucleotides. Its product is annotated as protein HEG-like. Gene Ontology annotation, molecular function: calcium ion binding. Gene Ontology annotation, biological process: heart development. The transcript has 13 exons. The coding region runs from base 125 to 3238 and encodes 1037 amino acids. The record is from RefSeq and is a predicted model, not a curated record. NCBI's taxonomy places the organism in Eukaryota, Metazoa, Chordata, Actinopteri, Cypriniformes, Catostomidae.